AUGGGUCUCGGCGUUUUAGAAUCAAAGUCCUUGGACCAUGUUCCAGGCACGACGCGCUACUUCGACGACCCCGACCGCCCACAGGCCGCGACCAACGCUCAUCACGGAUUGAAGGUCGAUAACAGCGGAGAUGUUCCCAUUAUUUUGAUUCCCCAGCCCUCCGACGACCCGAACGACCCCCUCAAUUGGCCACUCUGGAAGCGUGACCUCAUCACCUUUGUUCUGUCCAUAACCGCCAUAUUUGCCACGGCUCUGGGUCCCAUUCUCGCUGCAAACACCGUUACCAUCGCGCUCCUCUUCCGCAAGAGCUUUACGUCCAUCGCGCUGCUGACGGGCUACUUCCUCCUUGGAGUAGGCGCCGCUGCUAUCUUCUUCGUGCCCUCAGGACGUGUAUGGGGGAAGCGCCAUCUUUUCAUCCUGGGAAUAUGCAUCCUCAUUGGGUCGUCCGCCUGGGCCGGCGCCGUUGGCACCAACUACAACUCUCUCCUUGGCGCCCGUGUCGUCCAGGGCAUCGGCUGUGCUCCGUUCGAGACCCUUGUCAACGCUGCUGUCGGUGAUUUGUACUUCGUACAUCAGCGUGGCUCGCGCAUGGCCUUCACCAACUUGGCCGUUUUCGGCGGUGCCUUCUUCACACCCAUCGUUGUUGGGAAAAUUACCCACAGCAUCGGCUGGUGGUGGACCUUCUACCUGGAAGCCAUCUUCUGCGCCAUCAUGCUGCCUGCCGUUUUCUUCCUGUGCCCCGAGACGGCCUAUCGUCGCGACGCUGCUCUAAACACCGACAUGGUAGCCAACACCAGUGACCACGAGAUGAAGAAUCUGGAUAUGAACCACGGUCAUGACAAGAAUUCUGCCGAUACGACGACGCUUGUGCCUGGUAUGGCCUCCAACUAUGGCGCACACAUUCCCGAGAAGACGUUUAUGCAGUCGCUCAGUCUCUUUGAUGGCCGCAAAACUGAUGAAAGCUACUGGAAAUUGCUUUUGCGCCCGUUUCCACUGUUCGCUCAGCCAGCGUUCCUCUGGGGCUGCCUCGUUCAGGGAACCAUGAUCGGUUGGACGGUCUUCAUCGGAGUCAUCGUUGCCGCCAUUUUCCUCGGACCCCCUUACUACUGGAAUGAGGUAUACGCCGGUUAUGCCUACGUGGGUGCUUUCGUCGGAGCUCUCGUGGGAUUCAUUAUUGCAGGUGUCUUCUCCGACUGGAGCGCCAAGUUCAUGACUCGGCGCAACAAUGGCAUCUACGAGCCGGAGUUUCGCAUCGUCAUGGUGCUCCCAAUGUUCAUCAUUGGGGGCAUCGGCCUGUACGGCUUCGGCAUCACCUCUGCAGGGCUUAUCAGCAAGGAGUUCCACUACAGCAUUCCUCUUGUAUUCUUCGGCUUUGAGGUCGCUGGCAUGGUAAUUGGCGCUGUGGCCAGUUCCCUCUACAUUGUUGACGCCUACCGUGAUCUCGCCAUCGAAGGCUUCACUUGCAUGAUUAUCUUCAAGAACAUUUUCAGCUUUGGACUGACGUACAGCGCCUACGACUGGAUCAUUGCCGGUGGCACCAAGCGCACGAUGAUCGCUAUUGCCAGCGUGCAGGUUGUCGUCUGCGCAACGAGCAUUCCAAUGUAUAUUUAUGGAAAGCGUGUUCGUGCCUACUUCCACCAACACGACCUGCUCAAGUUGACUGGCCUUCGCUGA
This is a messenger RNA of Colletotrichum siamense, 1674 nucleotides long. RefSeq names its product putative MFS-type transporter. Gene Ontology annotation, molecular function: transmembrane transporter activity. The record is from RefSeq and is a predicted model, not a curated record. The transcript has 4 exons. NCBI's taxonomy places the organism in Eukaryota, Fungi, Ascomycota, Sordariomycetes, Glomerellales, Glomerellaceae. The coding region runs from base 1 to 1674 and encodes 557 amino acids. Gene Ontology annotation, biological process: transmembrane transport.